AAGACCGUGCGGUUAAAAGCCUGAAAAUCAAAAUCAAGGCAAACUUGCACGUUCAACUCAGAGCCCAAGAAAAGAGACAUCUUCACUGACCAACUAGGCGGCUGGGGACAGAGAGUGACCCGCUGGGCCGGCACCGCCGCCCAUACUCAAGAUGGCAUCGGCCUGAGAAUCACCGGCGAGGCCGCCCCGUUUCGGUUCCGGGUUCUUUCGCCCCAGUGGUGGCGUUGUAGGGCUGAAGGCUGGCAUCCUGUCCGGCUUCCGGACCCGUCUCUAUGGUGCCGGAGAGACCGGGCCUCAGAAGAUUGUGGGGGUAGUGGCCAGAGUAUCACGGGGGAGGCGAGGGUGGUUGGUGUCAACAGGGGGCGAAGAGGGGACCGAAGCUAAGAUCCUCGGCCGCCUCCCCCGCCGCCCUCCCACAGGUUUGCUUGGCUUUGAGGAGGAGCUGCAGUACCCCUGCCUCACAGCCUAAGGGAUGGGCUCAGAGAACAGCGCUUUGAAGAGCUAUGCCCUGAAGGAACCACCGUUCACCUUACCCUCUGGACUUGCUGUUUACCCCGCUGUAUUGCAGGAUGGCAAAUUCGCUUCGGUUUUUGUGUAUAAGAGAGAAAACGAAGACAAGGUUAAUAAAGCUGCCAAGCAUUUGAAGACACUUCGUCACCCUUGCUUGCUAAGAUUUUUAUCUUGCACUGUGGAAGCAGAUGGUAUUCAUCUUGUCACUGAGCGAGUGCAGCCUCUGGAAGUGGCUUUGGAAACAUUGUCUUCUGCAGAGGUCUGUGCUGGGAUCUAUGAUAUAUUGCUGGCUCUUAUCUUCCUUCAUGACAGAGGACAUCUCACACACAACAAUGUCUGUUUAUCAUCUGUGUUUGUGAGUGAAGAUGGGCACUGGAAGCUGGGAGGAAUGGAAACAGUCUGUAAAGUUCCUCAGGCCACACCAGAGUUUCUGAGGAGUAUUCAGUCAGUAAGAGACCCAGCAUCUAUCCCUCCUGAAGAGAUGCUUCCAGAAUUCACAACUCUGCCAGAGUCACAUGGACAUGCUCGGGAUGCCUAUUCUUUUGGGACAUUGGUGGAAAGUUUGCUCACAAUCUUAAGUGAACAGGUUUCAGCGGAUGUUCUCUCCAGCUUUCAACAGACCUUGCACUCAACUUUGCUGAAUCCCAUUCCAAACUGUCGGCCAGCGCUCUGCACCCUCCUGUCCCAUGACUUCUUCAGGAAUGAUUUUCUAGAAGUUGUGAAUUUCUUGAAAAGUUUAACAUUGAAGAGUGAAGAGGAAAAAGCUGAAUUUUUCAAGUUCCUCCUGGACAGAGUCAGCUGCCUGUCAGAGGAAUUAAUAGCUUCACGGCUGGUGCCUCUUCUGCUUAAUCAGUUGGUGUUUGCAGAGCCAGUAGCUGUUAAGAGUUUUCUUCCCUACCUCCUUGGCCCCAAAAAAGACGGUGCGAGGGGAGGAGCCCCCCGCCUGCUCUCACCAGCCCUGUUCCAGGCGCGGGUGAUCCCCGUGCUGCUGCGGCUGUUUGAGGUGCACGAGGAGCACGUGCGGACGGUGCUGCUGUCUCACCUGGAGGCCUACGUGGGGCACUUCACCCAGGAGCAGCUGAAGAAAGUCAUCCUGCCCCAGGUAUUACUGGGCCUGCGUGAUACCAGCGAUUCCAUUGUGGCAAUUACUCUUCACAGCCUGGCAGUGUUGGUCUCUCUACUUGGACCAGAGGUGGUUGUGGGAGGAGAAAGAACCAAGGUCUUCAAAUGCACUGCACCAAGUUUUACUAAAACUGUGGACCUUUCCCCACAAGAUUCUCCCACGCACGUCGUCUGCAGCCAGCGCAGUCAGAUCUCACCUGUCUUGAAGAACCCCUCCUCUAGCAUAUUCCCUAAAUGUUUUUCUGGCAACGUGCCCAUCACCAGCAAGAAGCACAUACAGCGAGAUUACUACAGUACUCUUUUACAGACAGGCGAUCAGUUUUCUCAGCCUAUUAAAUUUCCCAUCAACGGAAUCUCAGAUGUGAAAAUCACCUCAGGAGACAGUGAAAAGUUCCCGUCGAGUUCUAAAAAGUCUGAGGAGUGGCCUGACUGGAGCGAGCCUGAGGAGCCUGAGGACAAACCUGUCGACACAGAGAUUUGCCCUGCAGACCCCCAUGCUGCUGCCAGGUCGCCAUUCACCGACUUGAAUGCAGAGGCGGCGGCUUGGGAUGACUUUGAGCCCAGCGGUGUAGAUACUGAAAUAAACCCAGGAGGUGGAAUCACGGCUGCAAGACCUGUCACCUCAGGGGAGCAAAAGGCCACUCCUACUUUGCGUCCACUCACUGAAGAGGCCAAGCCUUUGAAAUCAAGCCUACCCCAAAAGACCAGUCUUGCACGAAGCAGGGAUGACCCAGACCAAACCAAGCCACCAAAAGUGUCGUCACAAGAAAGGCGCCUUAAAGCUCCAUCAGAACUUGGUUUAGGAGAGGAGUUUACCAUACAGGUGAAAAAGAAGCCAGUAAAAGACCCAGAGUUGGAUUGGUUUGCUGAUAUGAUCCCAGAAAUUAAGCCUUCAGCUGCUAUUCUUAUUUUACCUGAACUGAGGACAGAAACAGUAGCUCCCAACAAGGAUAACGUCUCAUCAGUGAUGCACUUUUCCUCAAAAUUUGCUGCAGCAGAAAUUACUGAGGGAGAGGCUGCAGGCUGGGGAGAAGAUGGCGACCUGAACUGGGAAGACAAUACCUGGUGACAACGGGUGUGAGUUAAUCUUUAGGAAAAUGGAUUCCUUUUUUAAAAAAUCAAAUACCUCAAAAGCAGGCUCUGCAGACAAGAAAACCCAAAAGCAUCCUGUUUUUCUCAUACCAGGAGCUCUUUUUCCAGUCAGUGCCAACAGAAGUGUGAGACCUGGCGUGCUGGCGGGGAGCCCUGGGCGGUGCAGAGGUUCACAGCCCUUCUCAGAGGAAGAGGCUGUGUGUCUGACUGAGGCCAGUUUCUGUGAAGAGCAAGUGGCUGUGGAAAGGUUGACCUUACUGCUUUUUUCCAGAACAAUUCUGGAAGUAAAGAAAAUAAAUACAAACACUCAAGCUGAUUAGCUUAAUUUUGUGCUAUUUCUUUGUCAGAAGAGUAAGCUCUAUUAUGAAAUCAACUUAUUGAAAAAAUUUUAGCUAUAAAGUAUAUAAAUGAUUUUAAAUUGCUAAGGUUUCCUUAGGCAGUUUGUUUACAGAUGUACUAUCUGAGUGAGUUACCGACUGUUCCUGUAUUAUUACCUUGUACCAAAGCUCUUCAUGAGAUAUAUCCCCACCAUCCUGUUCUCUAAAUGUCCAAUAAAGACUAUUUUAACUAGAA
Orcinus orca (killer whale) is the source of this 3297-nucleotide messenger RNA. It is a transcript of the gene SCYL3, whose product is annotated as SCY1 like pseudokinase 3. The record is from RefSeq and is a predicted model, not a curated record. Gene Ontology annotation, molecular function: protein kinase activity; ATP binding. Gene Ontology annotation, biological process: protein phosphorylation. The transcript is spliced from 14 exons. Lineage: Eukaryota; Metazoa; Chordata; Mammalia; Artiodactyla; Delphinidae. The coding region runs from base 473 to 2701 and encodes 742 amino acids.